This is a messenger RNA of Volvox carteri f. nagariensis, 330 nucleotides long. RefSeq lists its product as uncharacterized. Lineage: Eukaryota; Viridiplantae; Chlorophyta; Chlorophyceae; Chlamydomonadales; Volvocaceae. Bases 1 to 330 code for a protein of 109 amino acids. The record is from RefSeq and is a predicted model, not a curated record. The transcript is spliced from 2 exons.
AUGCAGCAGGUGCAGACUAUCGUGCAGCAGGCGCAGUCUAUCAUGCAGCAGGUGCAGACUAUCACGCAGCAGGCGCAGACUAUCGUGCAGCAGGCGCAGACUAUCAUGCAGCUGCAAGCCGCGGAGCAGCAGCAGGAGGCCUCACCGUCAUGGUGCCUGCUGCGCAACUUGCAGCACGUCGAUAUCCCGUUGCAGCUGCAGGAUAGUCUGCACCUGCUGCUGCUCCGCAGCUUGCAGCUGCACGAUAGUCUGCACCUGCUGCGCGAUAGUCUGCGCCUGCUGCACGAUAGUCUGCGUCUGGCUGUUCACUCACCCCUGCGCCUCUUGUAG